GAUCACAUUUGAACGGUCACUAGGCCCUAAACCUAAAGGCUCUGAGCUUUUUAUUACAAUUUUUUGUAUCAGUCAGGACGAUAAAACAUUGAAAAUCAAUGAUGGCAACAAAUGAAGAUGCUUGUUCGGAUGAUUUGAAUUUUGUUCCUGCUGGUGAAAGUGGGGCAAUAUCAGGCACAGAAUCUGCAAGUAAGAACUCAUCUUGUGUGCUAUGUGGAACCAACAUACCUGUAUCAGACCAGGCUGGAUGUGAACCUGGAAGAGUGGACAUAUUUGGAAGGUUAUCACCUGCCUAUGACAUCAUUGUUAUUAAUAAGAUGGCUGCUGUGACAGGCUGCAGUGCUGCCGACCUGCACAGCCGCGGUAAUCACAUCUGUACCAGCUGCCACGACCGCCUCCUGAAGCUGCACUCCAUGGAGAUGACAGUAGACCGGGAGCGGGCGCUGCUCUCUGAGCAGUACCGCCGCCGGUGCGCGCCCGCCGCGGACCGGCCGGCUCCGCAGUCCGGCGCCAGCCUGCUGCUCGUGGACGACAUGGAGGUGCGUCUGCAGGACGACCAGGUGACGGCCGUGCCGCUCACCACCACCCGGCGCCGGCAGCUGCUGCGGCAGGCGCGCAGCUCAGAGCGCCGCUUCGAGUGCAAGGACAGUCACGAUGCGUCCGUCACCCUCUGAGGAGGUGUACUCGGUACGGUUCAGCCAGGACAGCAGCGCCUUCUGCUGCGCCCUGGCCUCCGGGGUGCGGCAGUACAACCUGGAGCCGCUGGCCGAGCUGGCCGCGCACGGACCGCUCCGGUUCGGCAGCAUCGGCGUCUGCGAGAUGCUGGAUCGGUCGAACCUGUUGGCGGUGGUGGGCGGCGGCGCCACGCCCCGGUUCGCCGACAACACGGUGCUGAUCCAUGACGCGGCUCUGGACCAGUUCGUACUGGAGCUGACCUUUAGCGCCCCGGUGCUGGCCGUCAGGAUGCGCCGCGACCGGCUCAUCGUGGCUCUGAGGCGUCAGGUGCACGUGUUCACGUUCCCGUCUCCGUGUGAGUGUCUGUUCACGGUGGAGACGGCCGACAACCCGCUGGGUCUCUGCGAGGUCAGCCCGCUCUCCACCAGUGACCACCACCUGCUCUGUUUCCCGGCGCGCAAGACGGGAGCCCUGCAGCUGAUCGACCUCUCGGCCACCGAGGCGCAGGUCUCGUGUGCGCCGGUCACCAUUAACGCCCACCAGGGCCACCUGGCCGCGCUGGCCAUCAACCAGCAGGGCAGUCUGGUGGCCACCGCGUCCCGGAAGGGCACGCUGAUCCGCGUCUGGGACGUGGCGCAGCGCUGUCUGGUGGCCGAGCUGCGGCGCGGCUCCGACACGGCCGUCCUCCACUGCAUCGCCUUCAGCGGCGACAGCACCUACCUGUGCUGCAGCAGCGACAAGGGCACCAUUCACGUGUUCGCCGUGCGCGAUCCGGCGCUGAACCGGCGCUCGGCGCUCAGCCGUGUCGGCCUGCGCGGACGCUACCUGGAGUCGCAGUGGGCGCUGGCCACCUGCACAGUGCCCGCCGAGCGGCCGUGCGCCUGCGCGUUCGGCGCCGCCGGCACCGUGUACGCCGUCUGCCUGGACGGCACGUUCCACAAGUAUGUGUUCACGGCGGACGGCAGCUGUAACCGGGAGGCGUACGACGUGUAUCUGGAUGUGUGUGGCAAAAAUGACUUCUGAGGAAUGGCAAGGAAGAGGAGAAUUCGGAUCGUAUGUGGGUUGGGUGAUGCUUAUAUCGUGUACCUACACUGCGAAGACAAUAGUGGAAAGUGCAAAAUACCCCAUCCUGUACUAAGUGUGGUAAGUAUGUUGAAGAUUAGUUGUUGGGUAAAGAACGCCCUAUAUUUGAGCAUGACUGUGGAAUGGGGCUGGAACAUGCAUAGUGUGGCAAAGUGCUCAGUGAAACUGCAGCAAGUACCAGGCCGGCUUGCCUGUUGCACGAAGAGAGUGUUGAAUAUGCUACCAUCAGAGGACAUUUUACGAUCGAAUGGUCUUUCGCGAACGUCUGCCAGUUGUAAGUACGUGGGCUGUGUGCUUUAACCGUGUGGCGGGAUUUUGUCACUGCCAGCUAGGUGGGAAUUUUAGGCAACUGGGCUGGGUCAGGCGGAUUCAAUCGGGGCUGAAUGCUGAUAGCGUGGUGAGUAGGUAAUGAACAAUUUGGCACACAUGCUGAUUGGUGUGCUUUGAGUGUUAGAUAUUUGGGUAUAACUGCGGAAUUAUUCCAGGGAACAGUGCGAAUUUGCGAGUCUUUCCUAUUUUGUGUGAGCCCCCUGAUCUUAUCACGUAAGGGGAGGUGAGAUCACGCGUUUACAUGCACACUGCCUGCAAUAAGAUGGCUUUCGUCGUUUCGUCAUUUCGACUAACAUAGCUUGUGUGAAAGUUGUCCUCGUAUGAGCAUUCAUAUAUCUAUUGUUUCGUUUUCGCACGCAAGUUUAACCAGUUUUAGGUUAGUUGUUGAGUUUGUGGUGAGUUCUAGUCGAAAUGCCGCACUCGAUUCAGUUGUUUGAUAGUUGUCCUGCUGUGUAGUCACUGUUCCAUCGAAUUGCCGAACAGGAAGUACCCACACCGGAGAGUUCCGGUUUUAUUUGUGAAACAAUUACACGCCGGCCCGGCAUGGUACUUUGUAAGGAAUACGCCGUAUUAUAGUUGUACGUAUUUUCGCGUAUAUCAUAAGCAAGCCUAUCAUCAUAUUUUUAUCGUCGCCUGCGCUGAAAAUAAAACAUCUACGAAUCUAUU
Messenger RNA from Amphibalanus amphitrite, 2754 nucleotides. Its product is annotated as WD repeat domain phosphoinositide-interacting protein 4-like. The record is from RefSeq and is a predicted model, not a curated record. Bases 655 to 1698 code for a protein of 347 amino acids. Gene Ontology annotation, cellular component: cytosol; phagophore assembly site membrane; extrinsic component of membrane. Lineage: Eukaryota; Metazoa; Arthropoda; Thecostraca; Balanomorpha; Balanidae. Gene Ontology annotation, biological process: regulation of transcription by RNA polymerase II; protein lipidation; nucleophagy. Gene Ontology annotation, molecular function: phosphatidylinositol-3,5-bisphosphate binding; protein binding; RNA polymerase II cis-regulatory region sequence-specific DNA binding. The transcript is spliced from 8 exons.